This is a messenger RNA of Corythoichthys intestinalis (scribbled pipefish), 4030 nucleotides long. It is a transcript of the gene exoc4, whose product is annotated as exocyst complex component 4. The record is from RefSeq and is a predicted model, not a curated record. The coding region runs from base 18 to 2972 and encodes 984 amino acids. The transcript has 19 exons. Lineage: Eukaryota; Metazoa; Chordata; Actinopteri; Syngnathiformes; Syngnathidae. Gene Ontology annotation, biological process: Golgi to plasma membrane transport; chemical synaptic transmission; exocytosis. Gene Ontology annotation, cellular component: growth cone membrane; synapse; exocyst.
UUUCACAGCUGUGUAAAAUGGCUACUGACACAGGGCGAUUCAGGGGAGCUGUCAACAAAAACAAAGACCCUUCCGGGCUUCUUAUUUCUGUCAUAAGGACUUUGUCCAGUAGUGAUGACGUCCAGGACAGGGAGACAGAGAAGGGCCGUCUCGAGGAAGCCUUCGAGACGUGCGACCGAGAUCUGGACCAGCUUAUCGUGCAGCACUACGCCGAGCUCACUACUGCUAUUCGGACCUACCAGAGCAUCACCGAGCGUAUCACCACCUCCCGCAAUAAGAUCAAGCAGGUGAAGGAGAACCUCCUCUCCUGCAAGAUGUUGCUCCACUGCAAGCGGGACGAGCUGAGGAAGUUGUGGAUCGAGGGGAUUGAACACAAGCAUGUACUGCAACUCCUGGAUGAAAUUGAGAGUAUCAAGCAGGUGCCGCAACGUCUGGAGGCUUACAUGGCCAGUAAGCACUACCUCCAUGCCACGGACAUGUUGGUGUCUGCUGUGGAGUCGCUUGAGGGCCCCCUGCUGCAGGUAGAGGGCCUUGGCGACCUCCGCCUGGAGCUCCACAGCAAGAAGCUCAAUAUCCACCUGGUGCUCAUUGACGAGCUCCACCGUCACCUCUACAUCAAAUCCACCAGCCGGCUGGGGCUCAAAAACAAGGAAAAGAAUGCUGCCCGCCUUCCCGGCUCUGCGGGCAAAGACGCUUCUCCCAUGCCGCCGUUGGACAUCAGCGGGCUUUCCACGCCGCGCAAACUACUGGAUUCCUCGCAAUUCAGCACGCCGGGAUCAAGCAGUGUCCGUGAACUUCAACAAGACGUGCGGGAGUCGAACCAAUUAGACCUCCCGGAGGUGGACCCGGAGGAGAACAGCGCGGAGUUCAUGGGCAUCCUCAUAAAAGCGCUGGCCAAGCUGAAGAAGAUCCCAGAGACCAUCAAAGCGAUCAUGGAGCGGCUGGAGCCAGAGCUUAAGCAGAUAGCAAAGAGGUCCACCACACAGAUCGCGGACCAUGCCUACCAAAGAGGAGAGAACCUGGUUCAGGAGAGCCAACCGAGGCUUCUGCUGGAGCUUCUGGAGCUCCUCUUUGACAAGUUCAAGGCGGUGGCGCAGGCGCACAGCGUGGUGCUGGCCCACCUGCAGCGCAUCGCCGUGCAGUGCCCGGGCGGCGCCCACGAGGAAGGCAUCAAGCUCUACGAGCAGGCAGACGUCUCCGCCAAGAUUCAGACCGUGCUGCAGGUGUUGCUAAUGGAGUAUCUGGAUGUGAAAAACAGCCGCAGCACAACUGAGCCUUCGGCCCAGCUUGCCUACGCCAGCACGGGCAGCGAAUUUGCCGCCUUCUUUGCCAAGAAGAAACCUCAGCGUGCCAAACAGUCGCUUUUCAAGUUUGAAUCAUCGUCCCACGCCAUCAGCAUGAGUGCCUACUUAAGAGAGCAGAGACGAGAACUCUACAGCAAGAGCGGAGAGUUGCAAGGCGGUGCCGACGACAACCUGAUGGAGGGCGGAGAAAUGAAGUUUGUGUGUAAGCCGGGAGCGAGGAACAUCACUGUCAUCUUCCAGCCUCUUCUCAGGUUCAUUCAUGAGAUCGAGAUGAACAUGGGAGCGGGCCAAGCCAAGCAGUGCCAACUCCGAAGCUUCCUCACGUACUACAUCAACGACCUUUUCCUCAACCAAGUACGCACGGAGAUCAACAAGGAUAUAGAGGCAGUGAGCAAGGUGGCCGACCCCUUGAAAAUCCUCGCCAGUGCUGACACCAUGAAAGUUCUAGGCGUGCAGAGACCUGUUCUCCAGAGCACCGUUGUGGUGGAAAAGUCGAUCCAGGAUCUGAUGAAUCUCAUGCAGGACUUGAGCGCCUACUCCAAUCAGUUCCUGGAGAUGGUUUGUGACAAGCUCAAGGAGUACAAGGAGACCUGCAACACAGCCUACAGGGGAAUUGUUCAGUGUGAGGAUAAGCUGACCAUCAUCAGCGCUUCCUGGUCUAAAGACGAGGACAUCAGUCGUCUGCUCCAGUCCCUCCCCAACUGGGCAAACAUGGCCCAGCCUAGACAGACGCGACAGAAACGGGAGGACGAGGAGGACUUCACCCGCGCGGCGUUCGCCAAGGAGUCGGAGGUUCUGACGGGCAACCUGGGCGACAAGCUCAUCCCUCCCAACGAAAUCCUGCGCGACGUCAGCGACCUGAAAUCCCUGGCCAACCUCCACGAGAGCAUGGAGUGGCUGGCCGGCCGCCUCAAGGCCUUCUUCGCCGGCCUGCCUCAGGGCGCCGGGUUGCCUCCGUGCACGUCCGAAAGCCAGGCGAUGGGUGACGGCGAGCGCAGCCGGGAGCAGAUCCUACAGACGCUGGCUGACCUGGGCAGGGGCUUCAUGGACAUCGCCAACCGCUGCCUGCUUGCAUUGCACCUGGAAGUCAGAGUGCACUGCUUCCACUACCUGAUCCCGCUGACCAAGGAAGGCAACUACGCCAUCGUGGCCAACGUGGAGAGCAUGGAUUACGACCCGCUGGUGGUCAAACUCAACAAGGACAUCUCGGCCAUUGAGGAGGCCAUGGGGGCCGCCCUGCAGCAGCACAAGUUCCAGUACAUCUUUGAAGGGCUGGGCCACCUGAUCUCCUGCAUCCUCAUCAAUGGCGCCCAAUACUUCAAGAGGAUCAGUGAGUCCGGCAUAAAGAAAAUGUGCCGGAACAUCUUUGUGCUGCAGCAGAACCUCACAAACAUCACCAUGUCGCGGGAGGCCGACCUUGACUUUGCUAGGCAGUACUAUGAGAUGCUCUACAACACUGCGGACGAGCUCCUCAACCUGGUGGUGGAUCAGGGAGUGCGCUACACUGAGUUGGAGUACAUCAACGCCCUGUCGCUACUCCACCGCAGCCAGACUGGAGUAGGCGACCUGAGCACCCAGAACACCCGGCUGCAGCGGCUAAAGGAGAUCGUGUGCGAGCAGGCUGCCAUCAAGCAAGCCAGCAAGGACAAGAAGAUCACCACAGUGUGAUGGCAAACUGUCUCAUCUGUUUUUUUCCAUUUACAGUCAUCACACUCCAUUAAUAAUUGCAGUUUGAGUCUGUUAUUCUUUUUUUUUUUGACUGAAUCUAAAAAGGCAAAUGUUAUGACCUUAUUCUUGUACACUCAGAAAUUCUCCUCCUCUCUCUGCUCCUGUAAACAAAAAUCCCGGAACAUAAACUUCCCCCUCAAGCGGCCCUCCCUGUGUUUUAGUUCAUUAACUUGGAAGAGGAGUACUUAACGAGAGGAGCGGGAGGAGGAGGAAGAGGGCUUUGUCAAUACCUCGGCGGCCCCCCACAAUCAAUCAUAUUGACACUUUGGCCCGGGAUCGAUGGGAAAACAGCUGCAGGUUCCCCCCGGACAGGUUUGACGAAACUUGGCGAAAAGCCUUAAAAAGCUGCUACUUGCCACGAUUCAAUACAUGGGGAAACUUGAGCAGAAUGUUAAGUUACAGCUUAUGUUAGAAUGCACAAUAAAACGUGCCACACACUGAUUUAUCUGCUUUUUAUUCGUCGGUCACACGUCAUUUUCUCAGUUUUUCAUAGACAGUCGCGUGAAAAAAUUAGGACACCCUAUGGAAGCCUUUGUUUUCAUAAAUAUUUGGUCAUGUGGAUAUUUAAUAUCAAUAUUUUGAUUGAAAAAGAUACAACUUUCUAUAAAAUGUAAUUUUAAAUAAAUGCAAUUUUUAUUGAGGAAUAAAUUAAGACACCGCCACAUUCAAUCCCACUUAAAAUGGCUAAAAUCACAAGUGUAUCGCAUCAGGUGCACAUGAUUACAACAUCAUUACCCAGUGUUUUGAAGGAGGCUUGCCUUAUUUAAACCUCACAUUCAGUUUGGUGUGCCCCUGACUGUUGAAGUGAGAGAAAACACCAUGGUGAGAUCAAAGGAGCUGUCUGAGGCCUUCAGAAAGAAAAUUGUAGACGCUUUUGAAUCUGGUAAGGAAUUUCAAAAGAUCUCAAAGCCUCCAGUGGCCGAAAGUGUCAUUGCCUGUAAUUGACUUUCCUAUGUAUGAUUUUAAAAUUAAGAGUUUUCCGGUAAAAUAUUGUCUAU